AUGUCUUGGGAAGGUUUCAAGAAAGCAAUUAACAGAGCAGGAGGCUCAAUUCUCGUGAAGGAAGUGGACAAAACAAUUGAUAAGGAUUUCGACUCCGAGGAGCGUAGAUACAAAACUUUGAAGAAUGCUGGCCAAGGAUUACAGAAAGCGUCCAAGGGAUACUUGGAUGCAUUGAGAGCUGUGACAGCAUCUCAGGUCACAAUUGCAGAGAUCGUUUCCAAUUUGUACGAGGAUGGCACCAGCAGUGGCUCUGGUUCAGCAUAUUCAACAGUUGGUGCAUACUACUUACAAUCCGUGAGAGAUAUAGACGAAGAGACUGUGAAGCAGGUCGAUGGUCCUUUCCGAGAAACCAUUUUGGAUCCAAUCACAAAGUUUGCUAACUACUUCAACGAGAUUGAUGAAGCUAUCAAGAAAAGAAUCCAUAAGAAAACAGACUACGACCAAUGUAAGGCUAAGGUGAGGCGUUUGAUCGAUAAACCAGCAAAAGAUGCGGCUAAAUUGCCACGUGCAGAGAAGGAAUUGUCCAUGGCAAAGGAGAUUUACGACGGAUUGAAUGAGCAAUUGAAGGCCGAGUUACCUCAGCUCAUUAGUUUGCGAGUACCAUUUUAUGAUCCUUCUUUUGAGAGUUUGGUGAAGAUUCAAUUGAAAUUCUGCACUGAGGGCUACUCAAGGUUGGCGCAAGUUCAGCAAUACUUGGACCAAGCUAGUCGUGAUGACUACGCCAACGGAGUCUUGGAUGGUAAGAUCGACGACUUGAUCAUGCAAAUGAAUGGGUUGAAUAUAGCUAGUAUUGCGAAAUAG
Molecule: messenger RNA, 801 nt
Organism: Australozyma saopauloensis
Lineage: Eukaryota; Fungi; Ascomycota; Pichiomycetes; Serinales; Metschnikowiaceae
Gene: RVS161
Product: amphiphysin-like protein
Exons: 1
Coding region: 1-801 (266 amino acids)
Biological process (GO): plasma membrane tubulation; actin cortical patch localization; endocytosis
Cellular component (GO): actin cortical patch; mating projection tip; medial cortex
Molecular function (GO): lipid binding; protein binding
Source: RefSeq, a predicted model, not a curated record